UCCUCUCCACACGACCAGCAACAACAGCAACAGAGAGAUGUGCAGAAUGGAAUUGUGCUGCGGCAGCAGUCGGUGCAGCAGGAGAAGAGGAGGGUGCAACCGCCGAUGCAGCAGCCGCCACGACACGUCCAUCGUGGCAGUCCUGAUGAGCAGGCAGAGCGACAUUCACUGGCGCAGCAGCAAGAACAGCAACAGCAACAGCAGCAGCAGCAGCAACAGCGGCAGCAGCCGCAGCAGCAACAGCAGCAAGAGCAGCAGCAACAGCAACAGCAGCAACAGCAACAGCAGCAACAGCAGCGGCAGCGACAGCAGCGGCAGCGACACCAGCAACAGCGGCGGCAGCAACAACAGCAGCAAUGGCAGCAACAACAGCAACAGCAGCAGCACGCGUUGGAGCAGCAGGCAUUGGAGCAGCAGGCACUGCAACAGCAGGCACUGCAACAGCAGGCACUGCAACAGCAGGCGCUGCAGCAGCAAGCACUGCAGCAGCAGUUGCCUUCGUUGCAACUGCGGCAGCUCCCCGCGCAGCUGCCAGAGAUACUACCGCAACACCAGCAGCUCGCGCCGCAGCAGCAACACGCCCCACCGCCACAGCAGCACCUUUCUGAAGGCCACCAGCAUCUACUGCUGCAGCAGCAGCAACAGCCGACAACGGAGAAGGGGCAGGCCUCGCUACAACAGCACGUGUACCAACAGCAGCACCUGCACCAGCAGCAGCACCUGCAGCUACAGGAGCAGCAGCACCUGCAGCAGCAAGAGCAGCAGCACCUGCAACAGCAAGAGCAGCAGCACCUGCAGCAGCAAGAGCAGCAGCUGCAGCAACACGAGCAUUGGCAGCACCAACGAAAAAUUUUAUCACAGCACCGCUGCUCUCGUAGACCGGUACUGCUGGUGCUGCUACGGCAGUACUAUUACGAAGCAGAGGUCCCAGUACAGUGAUGCAUGCUGUUGCUGGCGUUGUUGCUGCUGCUGGUGCUGCUGCUGCUGGUGCCGCUGCUGCUGCUGCUGUUGCGGCUGCUGCUGUUGUUGCUGUUGCUGCUGUUAUGGCUGCUGCUGCUGUUGCUGCUCAAUAGCUGUGUGCGGCGGCCAGAGGAAUAGUACUAGCUGCGGCAGCACGAGCAACAGGAAGAGGAGGAGCAACAAUAGCUGUAGCAGCGGGAGCUGCAGCGACUGCAGCAACCGAUGCAGCAGCUAUAGCUGCGUGCGGCAGCGAGAGGAACACAGCAAGUGCAGCAGCAAGUGCAGCAGCAAGUGCAGCAGCA
Molecule: messenger RNA, 1262 nt
Organism: Rangifer tarandus platyrhynchus (Svalbard reindeer)
Lineage: Eukaryota; Metazoa; Chordata; Mammalia; Artiodactyla; Cervidae
Source: the annotation of a GenBank genome assembly